Molecule: messenger RNA, 2472 nt
Organism: Lachnellula hyalina
Lineage: Eukaryota; Fungi; Ascomycota; Leotiomycetes; Helotiales; Lachnaceae
Product: DNA topoisomerase 2-associated protein
Exons: 3
Coding region: 1-2472 (823 amino acids)
Biological process (GO): P-body assembly; deadenylation-dependent decapping of nuclear-transcribed mRNA
Cellular component (GO): P-body
Molecular function (GO): RNA binding
Source: RefSeq, a predicted model, not a curated record
AUGUCUUUCUUUGGCUUUGACUCGACUCUACCCCGCGAUCGUGGGCACAACACUCGGGCACCUGGGUUCUCCCAGGCUGCCGAUCCAUUUGCUGGCCCUCGUCCCGAAGAUGACGAUGAUGCACUUGACUUUGAAGACACAUACGAUGGUCUAGGCGAUCAGUUGGACGAGACGGAUGAUGUAUUCAAUGACGAUACUUUUGGAGAUGAUGCGGGACCCGUGACGAAGAAGCCUGUUGGCAAAGACUUCGAUUUCUUUGGCCAGACGGCAAAAGUCUCCGACGCCAUCAAUGAAGAGCAGCUUCGCUUUUCUCGCCAGGCCCCUUCAUCGCGGGGACCUCCGACAACUUCCACUUUCCCGCAGCCCCUUCCAAAGCCUGCAAGGACUGGUUAUGAGCGCUACCAAGAGCCUGACUACGUUCCUGAUAUGCAAGUGGAUGCAAACUUAUGGGGAGUUGCACCAAAGCGGCCUGCUCAGGCUUCUGAUUUCGGUUCUCCCAUGAACCCUGGAAUCCCCUCUGGCGCCCGCAAGAUGAUGAGUUUGGAAGAAGUUGAAGCUUCAAUGCGAGCACAGGCAAAGAAACCAGCCCAGCCACAGCAGCCAAUACAGCAGCAACAGUCGGCACCUCAGCAGUAUACCCAACCUCCACAACAACAAUACCACGACUAUCCUCCCCAACACCAACAGCAGCAAUUCUCUCAACCGCAACAAUUGCCCUUCCAGUCCAGUGGACCCCCACGUGAAGAGGCUCGUCCAGCUCAUGUCGGACAGCCUCAUCAGCCUGUGCAAAUCAUGCAACGAUCGCAACCAACGCCUAACCAGCCUAUUGCUCCAACAGCUCCGUCUCAACCAACGCAAAUAUUGCAAAACCCAAAUCGUUACUCGGCAGAGCAACGUAGAUCUGCUCCUGCUGUUCAGCAUCCUGUUCAGCAUCCUGUACACCAAUCACGCCCUUCAGGUUCUCGUCACAUUAUCACCCAUCCCCAACAGCUUGCAAACUUAUCAGAUGAGGAGCGAGCAGCUUUCUUAAUGGAAGAUGCUAAGCGUGCUAAGCGCAACCACAAGAUAUUUUUGCUCUCCAAGGACAAUGGUCUGAUGACACCACAAGACAAGAAUUUUAUUACACGUAUCCAGCUACAACAGCUUGUUACUGCAACUGGCAAUCCUAAUGAGCAUGGCAGUGAUCCUUCCCUGUCAGAGGACUUUUACUACCAAGUUCAUAACCAAAUUCGAGGUGGACCUCGACAGCAUCCUGGCCAGCCACUGAGCAAUUUCGCACAGACUUAUCUAUUUCAAACAGGUGGUCGACACGGUGGUAUGCGAAGACAAGCUCGCGGUGGAGACAAUCAUAUGCAGCGUAUGGAGCAACAGGUUCAAAGAGCUGUCGAAGCUGCCAAGAACAAGCCAAAGAAUAAGCAGCUGGUCAUCGAAGGCAGCUUAGGAAAGAUCUCAUUCAGCAAUGCGAAAACGCCAAAACCAUUGCUCAACAUCAAGCGUACUGAUAGCGCUGCUGAUGCACACCGACCUAGCAAGGCUCAUCAAGUAGGCGUCAGCGGCAGCGACAGAAAGACGGUUCUCACUGAUAUUGAAAAUGUAUACAGUACGCUGAUGCAGCUUGAGGAUCAUGAACGUUUGAUGCCACCACCUCUUGAUAAUGAUGAUAUCAAUCCAGAGCUUGCUGGUUUCCACAUAGACUGGCGUGAAAAGGAGGAGAAGCUCAACCGAAAGCUUUGGCGGGACUUGAAGGUUCACGAGCCUAUCGGUGCAACUACUACCCAUCCAUUUAUUGCUUUCUUGUCAUUCAGCAAGGGCAAGAAGUGUAUUCCUCGCGUGUUCCGUCAUAUAACCCAGGAGCAGCGAACUACCAUUUUGACCAUUAUUGUCAUUCAUCUUGACCAGUUGGAUGUUGUUCGUCAGGGAUUGCUUCAGCCUGGCGAAGUUCAAUUGAACUCUGCUACUCGUGAGAAUAUAGAGCUCUUCUCUUUGGCGGUUAUGCAUACGCUUUUCGGCUAUCUCAACGAAGCCGGAUUGGAUAUUGUCACUGGUCUUUUGGGUCUUAUUCUGAACAUUAAUAUUGACGUUAUUGCUCGAACAAGAAUUGGUGUCAGCAUGUUGACGAUGUUACUGAGUCGCGCUGAGCUCAUCAAGCAAGCUGGAAGUAAUGAGCGGGAAUGGGAUCAAUGGGUUGGCAUCUAUAAUGCAUUCUUCGAUGCCCUUGAACCUACCCUCCCCAACAUAUUUCCUGGCACCGUCAACACUGGUGAAGAUGUUUAUGUUUGGCAGUUCCUCGCGGCUAUUGGUAUUGGUGCUAGCCCCGAGCAGCAGCAGAGACUUGUCAUGGCUGUCAAAGACCGUGUUAUGGAGACUGUUGCUCAUGCCAAGACUCUCCCCACAGCGAUGUCGGGCCAGCGAUUAGCGAACGUCAACCUCUUCAUGCGUUCAAUUGGUUUGGAUGUUGAGUUACUUGCAUGA